Molecule: messenger RNA, 1553 nt
Organism: Euleptes europaea (tarantolino)
Lineage: Eukaryota; Metazoa; Chordata; Lepidosauria; Squamata; Sphaerodactylidae
Gene: GPT
Product: glutamic--pyruvic transaminase
Exons: 12
Coding region: 70-1536 (488 amino acids)
Biological process (GO): biosynthetic process
Molecular function (GO): pyridoxal phosphate binding; L-alanine:2-oxoglutarate transaminase activity
Source: RefSeq, a predicted model, not a curated record
CAGUGCUCCACAGCACCCCCUGCAGUCUGGCACAGGGCCCUGCAGCAGCAGCAGGCAAGCCAGCCCGGGAUGGCGGAGAACGGGCUGGGAUGGCGGGACAAGGUGCUGACGCUGGACUCCAUGAACCCCUGGAUCAAGAAGGUGGAGUACGCAGUGCGGGGGCCCAUCGUCACCCGGGCCGUCCAGCUGGAGAAGGAGCUCAAGGAGGGAGCAAAGAAACCUUUCACAGAGGUGAUCAGAGCCAAUAUUGGUGAUGCCCAUGCCAUGGGGCAGAAGGCAAUCACUUUCCUGCGCCAGGUCUCUGCCCUCUGUAUGUACCCGGAACUUUUGAACGACCCCAACUUUCCAGAGGAUGCCAAGAAGAAAGCCUGCAGGCUGCUGGAAGCAUGUGGGGGACAAAGCAUUGGUGCUUACAGUGCCAGCCCUGGGAUCGAACUCAUCCGCCAAGACGUGGCCAACUUCAUUGAGAGAAGAGAUGGGGGCAUUCCAGCCAAGUCAGAAAACAUCUUCCUUUCCACCGGCGCCAGUGAUGCUAUCAUGACAAUCCUGAAGCUGCUGGUGUCUGGGGAGGGGCUCUCCCACACUGGGGUGCUCAUCCCGAUCCCCCAGUACCCCCUGUACUCGGCAGGACUGGCGGAACUGAACGCCGUGCAGAUCAACUACUACCUGGACGAGGAGAACUGCUGGGCGUUAAACGUGGAGGAGCUGCGGAGAGCCCUGCACGAAGCCCGCAAGCACUGCCACCCGCGUGCCCUGUGCCUUAUCAACCCAGGCAACCCGACCGGGCAGGUCCAGAGCCGCAAAUGCAUUGAAGAUGUCAUCCACUUUGCUUGGGAGGAGCAGCUUUUCCUCCUGGCUGAUGAGGUUUAUCAAGACAACGUUUAUGCCAAGGGCUCCCAGUUCCACUCUUUCAAGAAGGUUCUUUUUGAGAUGGGGCCCAAGUACUCGGAGACGGUGGAGCUGGCUUCUUUCUACUCCAUCUCCAAGGGCUUCAUGGGCGAGUGUGGUUUCCGGGGAGGUUACAUGGAGGUGAUUAACAUGGACCCAGGUGUUCAGCAGCAGCUGUCGAAGCUGGUCUCUGUGCGCUUGUGCCCGCCAGUGACUGGGCAGAUAGUCCUGGACGUGGUGGUGAACCGGCCCGAGCCUGGAGACCCUUCCUACCAGCAGUUCAACCAGGAAAAGCAGGCCGUGCUGGGUGCCCUCGCCGAGAAGGCCCGGCUCACAGAGGAGACCUUGAAUCAGGCCCCCGGAUUCCACUGUAACCCGGUGCAAGGAGCCAUGUACGCCUUCCCCCGGAUCCAGUUGCCUCCUCGGGCUGUGGAAGCAGCAAAGGCACAAGGCCAGGCCCCAGACAUGUUUUUCUGCCUCCAACUGCUAGAAGAGACGGGCAUCUGUGUUGUGCCAGGGAGCGGCUUUGGCCAGAAGGAAGGCACUUUCCACUUCAGAAUGACCAUUUUGCCGCCCCUGGAGAAGCUCCAGAUCCUGCUGCAGAAGCUGACCCAGUUCCAUGCCAAGUUCUUCCAGGAAUACUCCUAGCCUGCAGGGCCCCAGCA